AUGGUAGCCACACUACAUCAUAACCCAAUCCCAAGGACUAGUAACUUCUAUGAAAACAGUUUCAAGCAGCUUAGUGAUAUUCAACAGAAACAAACAGGACUCAUUAUUGGAGCUGCAGUUGCCGAUGCGGCGGCUCGUGCACUUGAUGGUUUAACCGCAGAAGAAAUUUCUGCCUAUGCGGCAGAUUUCCCUGCAGAUAUAAAACAUGGCGAAGAAGAAUCUAUAGUGUUUGCGCAAUUGACGGAAUCCUCUCCACAUAAUCGCCGCUUCUCUGGACCCCUUCGUCACCACUCGUAUACAUGUUUACUGAUGUUACAGUUACUUGGUGUGAUGGCGAGUUCCCGUGGGGAGUUCUCUGUGCGUUAUGUGAAGAAUGAUUGGGUUUCCGCCGCCCGUGCACAUCCCAGUUGCUUUGCGGCUGAACAUGCAUCUCUUCUGCAUGUUUUGGGUGUGUUAUUGCCGUUACCGGUGAUUUACCCAUGGGCAGAUGAUACCACACUGCGAGAGUAUGCAGCGCAGUUUGUGGACUUUCUCACAGAACCCCCAGAAGAAGAAGAGGAAGUGAAUCUAUCCGAAACAAGAAUAACAACUCGUAAAGGGGUAGAAGCAUAUACAUUCUCUUCAUUAGGUGUAGCGCUGCGGUGUUUGCAGAGUAAUCCCAAUCCCUACAGGAAUGCAGCUUUUAUGGCAGUACCAGGAACCGCAGAUGUGUUCCCAGAUGAUAUUGCACAGCUUUCCUCUUCACAUGCAAAAGAAAAGAUUCCACUUCUUAGUGUUAGUGCAUCUGCUAAUCAUUCACUUCCAGCAAUUGCAGCAGACACUAUGGCCCGUAUGCAGAUAAAGAAUAACACCACCCCAAUUAACAUUAGUGAUCAUUGCCGUAGUCAUAUACAUUCAACUCCUCGUUUUCCUCUUCGUCCAUUAACACAGGAUGUCUCUGUGGUUCGUGAGAGUUUUAUUGUAGCGAAGAAGGCUCGCAGUUUCUCUGAUGGCGUGAAGGCCGCCAUUCGCCUUGGAGGGCCUGUCAGUCAACGCAGUCUCAUCGUUGGGGCUCUACUCGGGGCUCAAUUCGGGGUGCGGCGGAUCCCAACAGCGUGGCUCAGUGCGACCCACAACUAUGGACCACUAGUGACAAUGGCAAUGGAGGUGGCACAGUGGAGCUGGAACCCUCCACAUCAUUAA
Trypanosoma theileri is the source of this 1182-nucleotide messenger RNA. RefSeq lists its product as uncharacterized. The record is from RefSeq and is a predicted model, not a curated record. The transcript has a single exon. NCBI's taxonomy places the organism in Eukaryota, Euglenozoa, Kinetoplastea, Trypanosomatida, Trypanosomatidae. Bases 1 to 1182 code for a protein of 393 amino acids.